Molecule: messenger RNA, 2097 nt
Organism: Erigeron canadensis
Lineage: Eukaryota; Viridiplantae; Streptophyta; Magnoliopsida; Asterales; Asteraceae
Product: fructokinase-like 2, chloroplastic
Exons: 6
Coding region: 65-1930 (621 amino acids)
Biological process (GO): chloroplast organization; plastid transcription; etioplast organization
Cellular component (GO): chloroplast nucleoid
Source: RefSeq, a predicted model, not a curated record
UUGGUAUGUGAAAUGGUAGCUUUGAAGUGGGAUUCUUGAAAGCCCAAGAUUUUAGUGGUUAGAAAUGGCUUCUUUGCCUUCUUUUACUCAAUUUUGUUCUUUACACAGGUGGCAGUCGAAUCUGCCUUCACUAUCUUCAAUAAACUUUGUACAAUUCCCAGAUGUUAGAUUGCGUAGUACAUUUGCUAUUACAGCAGUUCGUAGAAAAAAGGCUGCAGAAAAUCCAUCUGAUGGGGAAGAAGAUGACUCGGAAAAGAAGACACCACGUAAAAGAGCUCCAACUAGAAGAAGAAAAAAAACAGAAUUAGAAGUUUCGGAGGAGAGCCAGAUAGUAGAGAGUAGUAUAAGUAACAUGGAUGAAGGGACAUCAUUGCCUUCUGAGUCAGCUAAGCCCGAGAAACCUCAAAGAAGAACGCGGAAAAAAGAAACAGCAGUUGCCUCUACUUCAAGUAGCUUAGACGAAGAACCGGAAAAGAAGGUGACAAGGCGGAGGCGUACAAAGAAAAAGAUUGAGGAAACAACAUAUGAAGGUAGCGAAACCGAACUUAGUGAGCCCGAAGAAGAUACUGAUAAUGAAAAAGAUCUAGAACUUGAUGCCAUUGACGGAAACGAUAUUAGUUUUACAUACGCAUGGCCUCCUUUAGUUUGUUGUUUCGGACCGAUUCAACAUGCGUUUGUGCCAUCAGGAAGACAGGCCAAUAGACUUAUAGACCAUGAAUCACACGAACGUAUGAAGGACGCGUUGUGGACCCCGGAGAAGUUUGUAAGGGCUCCUGGAGGUUGUGCAGCCGAUGUUGCAUUGUGUCUUGCUAGAUUUGGAAGUAAUGCAGCUGUUAUGGGUAAAAUUGGAGAUGAUGAUUUUGGACAAGCAUUGUUGUAUCAUUUGAAUGAGAGUAGAGUGCAGACUCGAUCGGUGCGGAUUGAUCCGAAGCGAACCACCGCGGUCUCGCGGAUGAAAAUGAGUAAAAGAGGCAAUUUAAAAAUGACAUCUAUCACCCCGUGUGCUGAGGAUGGUCUAAAGAAGUCAGAAAUCAACAUCGAUGUUCUAAAAGAGGCAAAGUUUUUUUACUUCAAUUCAUUCUCUCUUCUUGAUCGUAAAACAAGAACAAGUGCUUUACAAGCUAUCAAGAUCUCCAAGCAGUUUGGAGGGGUUAUCUUUUUCGAUGUGAAUCUACCUCUACCACUCUGGCAUUCUCGAGAAGAAACUCUCUCGAUCAUUCAAGAGGCGUUGGAACUUGCAGAUAUAAUUGAGGUUACCAAGCAAGAACUUGAGUUCUUGUGUGGUAUCGAGCCCUCUGAAAGAUUUGACACCAAAGAUAAUGAUAAAUCAAAAUUUGUUCAUUAUGACCCAGAUGUUAUUGCUCCAGUUUUACAUGACGAUCUUGAACUUUUAUUUGUUACAAAUGGGACUUCUAAGAUUCAUUAUUACACAAAAACACACAACGGUUCAGUUCUUGGAACAGAGGAUGUACCCAUUACUCCUUUCACUUCUGACAUGUCUGCAUCCGGAAAUGGCAUUGUUGCAGGGCUUAUGAGUAAAUUGAUAGUUCAGCCACACUUGAUGACCGAUAAAGAGUAUUUGGUUCACAGCAUUAAUUAUUCUAUUAACCGUGGGGUCUCAGAACAAUGGAUGCAGGCUCGAACACGAGGCUACCCUCCUAAACCGGGUAUGGAAGAUGAUGAGUUCUUCCCUGACCCUAAUGGUUUUAAAACCAUCACAGAAAAAGCAUACCGAACACUCUUUCCUAUCGAGAGUGAUGAUUCAGAAGAUGUAAAUAUUACCAUAAACAGACAUGAGGGUGAUGAUUCGGAAGAAGAAGAUGAUGUUAAUGUGGAGAGACACGAUGAUUAUGAUUCAGAGGAUAUAGGUGACACAGAAUUAGAUGACGAGGAACCUGUACGCAAAGUAAGGUCAGCAAUUGGUGCUUAAACAAGAGUUUCAUGGGUCUUUUGGUUUCAUAAUUUCACAUCAAUCUUUCUUAAACUUGAGACUAAAUGCUACCUUUGAUGGGGAUUAGAGUGAUAUUUUUGCAUUUUGUUGGAUAUGCAAUUUUGUAGUUUCAUCUAUUUAAUGAUAUUUACAUAGUCAUUUACAAA